UGCAUCAUUCCCAUUGCUUGAUUGCUUCAGUCCUCACGUAUGUUUUCCUUUUGUGUACUGAACUUGUGACAAAAUCUCAUCAUUACUCUCCAGUUGCAUUUGCGUUUACCUAAUCUUGAGAAUGAUUACAACGAACACUAUAAUAGUAGUGCUUCUGGUGUUUACCCUGUCAACUUUGUUGGUUGAUUGCUCGUUAACAGCAAUACACAAUGAAAAAGACCAAACGGAAACCUCAAUCGAAUUUGAUACUCGUCGAGGGAAAAGUAGGGCCUCUCGAAAGAAAACUUCCCGAAAAUUAGCUAAACUAAUGGACGCAGUUAGAAAAGUCGUCAAGACAAAUGUUAAAGUAGUAAAGUAUAAAGUAAUUUUCUACACAAUGGAUCAUGAACUAUCAGAGGUUAAGGAAUGGAUGGAAAUGGGCUUUGAUGCGUGGACUAAUCCUGAGAUAAAUGAUCAUUUGAGAAAUCAUGGCUGUCCAACAUUAAAGUUUGUUCAAACUAAUGGUGAUGAUUUUGAUUUUACAAUCAAUUUUGACAUGGAGUUCUUCAACAAACUUGGCCAAGAUGUGUCGGAACGAUACCUGUUCUGGCCUAGUAAGCGCAAUAAAAGUAUCUUCAUAAAUGAUGGAAUGGACAUUCAACGACCAUGGAUUGCUCACGCAAUUGCUUACGGAACAUGCAAAAUACUGGGAUGCAAAUGUACAAGACAUUCUGAUAGAGAGCUCAUGUUUUGUGGCCAGACCAUUGGAAGAGAAUGGUUAAUUUAUCAACCAACAGGACAUGAUUACAGGACAAUGGGGGCUGCACUGGGAUGUCAAACUCUAGAUAGAUGGUAACUUUCUAUACCAAGCCAAGCUCUGAUAGGCCAAUUUCAUAGAUAUCGAGUUUUGUAUUGCUUAUUUUUAUGCCAAUUGUAUGGGAACGAUUUUUUUCCUGCCAUAAGUUUUGUUUUAAAGAUCAUUAUUACUGAGACCAUGGGAUUUGCGUUUUUAUCCAACGGUUAUAUUAGGCAAAAUUUAAUUAACUUGGUCGCAUUCAGAAUAAGUAGUGAAACAAAUUUAGUGAAACAAAUUUAGUGAAACAAAUUUAAAAUUGUAUUCUUUAUUUUACAAUCUUGA
Bolinopsis microptera is the source of this 1117-nucleotide messenger RNA. RefSeq lists its product as uncharacterized. The coding region runs from base 122 to 835 and encodes 237 amino acids. The record is from RefSeq and is a predicted model, not a curated record. The transcript has 5 exons. Lineage: Eukaryota; Metazoa; Ctenophora; Tentaculata; Lobata; Bolinopsidae.